GAGGGUGGAAAAUAUAAGAGGUUCUUUAUGCAAAUUUUGUAGCAUCAUGAAGUUAUGUUUUGUCUACUUUUUGUUCAAUAUGGUCACUAAGAACAAUAGGUGUCUAUAAAAAUUCAAAAUGACGACUGAUUAUGGAUGGGUUUUCUUGUAAUUUGAUAUUGUUUCACAUUUUCUAAUGAAUCUACUUUGCUUCACAAAAUUCUAUUGCUGUGAGUUCACACAUCUUACACACACAGGGUGAAACUUUGUUCAGGUUUCUUUAACUAUAUGGAGAGGUGUGGAAUAAUGUACAAGCGCGUCCACACUAUGACUCUAAGUUUUCCGACAGUCAUGAAGGUAUCACCGCAGCUCCCCCUCUGCUCCCUGCCCACCAAAACGCACUGAGUUCCGCUCAGCUUGGCCAAUCGUGGCGCGCUGUGUUUCAGCAGCACCAUUGCAGUGUGAGGUGAUCGUACGGAGGUGCUGCUCGCCAGGAGAGUGAGCGUUUGGAGGAAAAAUAUUCGACCUGGGUGAGCGCUGUGGGCAAACUCCCCGACACGGUCACUGGGUGACAUUGCCAUCGCCAGCUUCGGUGACCCUCAGUGAGUGACAGAUGUGUGACACUGCGGAGAACCAUUUGCCUCUCCCAGUGGAGAUCUGAGUUCUGGGACACUGAGGCAGCCGAGAGGGGGUCUCUGAGGAAGAUGCUGGGUUCAGAGCGCGGUGUUGUUGAAGAAUGGCUCUCAGAAUUCAAGUCCUUACCAGAAACUCACAUCCCCAGCUACGCCGGCAGCCUUCAUCUAAAGAAGUCCCUGGUGCCGGCGCUCUACAGAGUCAUCCAGGACCCCAACAAUGAGCUGCUGGAGCCUGUGUGCCACCAGCUGUUCGAGCUGUAUCGGAGCUCUGAAGACCGCCUGCGACGUUUCACCCUGCAGUUCCUGCCUGAGCUGGUGUGGGUAUACCUGCGUAUCACGGCCAGCAGGGAUCGCCAGAGCAAUGGCUGCAUUGAGGCCCUCCUUUUGGGCAUCUAUAACCUGGAGAUCGUGGACAAAGACGGCAACAGCAAGCUCCUGUCCUUCACAAUCCCAUCUCUGUCCAAACCAUCAAUAUAUCACGAGCCUUCCAGUCUGGGGUCCAUAGCAUUGACAGAGGGGGCUCUCUGUCAACAUGACCUGAUCAGAGUGGUGUACAGCGGCCUCCACCCUCAGAGAGAGACCUUCACAGCUCAGAACAGGUUUGAAGUGCUGUGUUUCCUCAUGCUCUGCUACAACUCUGCUGUGGUCUACAUGCCCCUUUCUUCCUAUCAGUCAGUCUGCAGAAUGAGCUCACGGUUGUGUGUAUGUGGCUUCCCCCGGCAGCAGCAGAAGCUUUGGAGGGAACCGUGCAACCGUGUGCUGCUGGACCCCGAGUUCAUGGUGCAGAUGCUGACUGCUGUUUAUCACGCCAUAUACAAUGGAGAGUGGGAGAUGGGGCGGGAAGCUCUGGAGGACAUUCUGUACAGAGCACAGCUGGAGCUUUACUCCCAGCCUCUUCUGCUGGGGAACGCCAUGAAGAACUCGCUGCCAGAAAGCGCUCCUGAUGAAUCGCGGGGGCGCAAGGUGCUCCAGGUCGAGGUGACACCCACCAUCAGCCGCAUCUCCAUCUCAGCCAUCACCACCGCCUCUAUACGGCGCCACCGCUGGAAGAGAGAGGAUUGUUUUGACUACUCAACCGAUGCAGAGUUGAGCCUCAUCGUCAAUCCUCCUAGCCUCGCCCAGCAUCACCACCACCACCACACUCCCUGGGACGCAGCAGCCAAAGAGGAAAGAGGAGGGCGGGCUCACAGCCACCACAGCAGCAGCAGCAGCAUCAUUCCCCCCAUCACACUUGAGGAUGCUGAUGGCAUGAGCGGCGGGGAGGAUUCCUUCAACAUCAACGACCCAGACGAGGGUUUCUCCUCCGGGGCGUCCAACAGCAGCCAGCCCAGCGGCACCAAGGUGGGCGGCAGCGUGGGGCCGAGGGGCGGCAGCCUGAACAGCAGCAGCAGCAGCAUCAAGAAAGCCAUCACGGCCCGGCUGUCUCGGGACAAGGAGAAAGAGCGAGAACGGGAGAAGGAGAAGGAGCGCGAGAGGGAAAAACAGGCAGAAUUGUCUGCGGAUCACCAGGCUGCUGUGAGGAGGCAUCACCAGAGGCAGCAGUCGCCUCCAGCCAGCAUCACCUUGGAUGCCAUCCAGCUGAGCCCCAUAAAGAAGCACCUGAGCUUCCCUGUGGGACCCACGCUGGUGCGGACUGGCAGCACCUCCUCCAGCAAGUCUUUUGACUGCAUGAAUUUCAACCUGAACGGAGGCGAGGACGAGCGAGAGGAGGCGUUGGGAGGCUCCGACAAGGAAGGGGGGCUUCCAGCAGGCGGCUCGCACCGCCACUCCACCAUUAGCCUCCAGGAGGAGCACCUCAUCAGGCCAGAGGACGCCCAGGACCUCCUGUCUCCUGGAGCUCCUCUCACCAAGCAGUCCCGUUCCCCCAGCUUCAACAUGCAGAUCAUAUCACAGGUCUAACAUACAGUGCAGGGUGUGGUAGAAACACACACACACACACACACACAGAAAUGCACACUAAAUAUGUACACACAUCCUCAUGCAGUUUUUCUCUGCGACUCUUUACAGCCCUACUACAACAACUUCUAUUUGUGUGUGAGUGGGUGUGUGUGUGUGUGUGUGUGUGUGUGUGUGUGUGUAGGAACACAUUUUCAGAUCUCAACAGUUGUCUCCACCCUUUCAACAUCCAUUAAAACUUACAAUCAUGACCUGCAAGUUACUGAGAAUGCAACAAGAGAAAAAGUAGUACAUCAUGAGUGCCCACUGCUGUAAUGACAGGCGAGUGUAACAGAGUCCAGCAUGUCACUGCAUCCUCCCGUCUGACUAAGCUGAGCAUUCCACACAGAAACUCACCUCAAAAGGAGGAAAUGUCGAGAGAAAAGCCGUAAGGAUGCCACGCGAGCUGUAGGGGGAAAUGUGACAUUUCAGAUUUUUUGAGUUCCUGACUGAAUCAGUCAGCAUGAAUCAGCAAUAACACUUACCGUCGCUCAUGUGGAGAAGAGUGGGGAUUAUCGCUCUUUCUCUUCAUUCCUUCCCUUUUGUUCCCGGGCUCACGUGCAAUCGUUCUUGCUGAUUAUCUUCCUUGUUAAUUGCUGAUUUUAAAUUAGGCAGAAAUAGUUUUAUGAAAAAAAAAUCUUUAAAUGUUUUUUUUUGUUUUUUUUAAAUCACAAUCCAAAGAAGGUAACGUUUGUUUUGUUUUAUUAUUUUUUUCCUCACGUUGUUUGACAGUGAUUUUGUAGAAAUGAGUCAAGACCCAAGUGAAUCUCUAGUUUUCAGCCCAUGACCUUCAUUUUAUUCUGUAAUUAUAAUAAUAAUAAUCUGAUUUGAUCUGUAAAAUCAAACUUUUACGAAUGUUGUAAAACCAAACUGGAAUGUGGUAAGGAUUUGUCUUGCCCCAGGCUUUUAACUGGACAAAUCUGAAGAAAUCACUACUGUGCAGCUACAAGAGGAAAGGAAUUUGUCUUUUGACUUUACCUAAAAAUCUGAAACUGUAUCUUGUGGAUGAACUGGAUUAAAACGUUGUAGACAGUGCAGGUUUGCGUUUGAAGCUAAAGGCAAUGACUGUAUUUUAUACUAGAUUGUUAUUCUGGUUUAUACCAUUUAAUGGGUCCUUCCAUAUGAAAGCACUUGUUGGUCUUCGUCAGUUUGUGUUGAGGCUUGUGUGUAGUGUCAUUACUGCCCACUGGAGGCUUGUUCUAGUCACUGCGCAUCAGCAGUCACCAUGAUGGUCGUCUUGAGUUUUGUGCUCUGAUUGGACGCUCAUGAAACAUUUUGUUCUACCUCAUUGUGUGUUCACCUGCCACUCAGACACCUGUCUCCCGAUCAGAUGCCGGAUUUAAAAACCUCCAUUAGGUUUGAAACUGGAGCGCUCGACCGGUUUGGGGAUUAAAUAGUUGGGACCAAUAUGGUUUCACACUGCAACUGUAAUGACACUGUAAAAUCUGCGUGCGCUCAUGUGACGAGUUGCGACUGAAUAUCUGGGCCUUGCAUUUCAGUUCAAUCACAUCAUGCACAAAAUCUAGCUGCAAAACAAGAACAGGACUGUCUUCAGGUUUUCAUAUUUUCUGUCAUAUAUCAAACAACCACACUGGGAUUAACCUGAUUAUUCUUAGCUCCCUAGGUAUGUCCUGCUUAUGUCAUUUUCUUUUUUUUUUUUUUUUGCUUAUGUAAUGAUUUUCAAAGUGCAAUUUUUUUUUUUAUCCUCACGUGCAUGGAGUUGGAUCUUCUCUGCUGUUAAAUGCCUGCAUCUGCGCACAGUGCUAGCUAGCCUUCUGUAGUGCUCCCUGCCCAGACUGAGUGAUUCUUAACAUGGCGUGCUUGUCUGCAUGUUUAGUGCCCUGCAAAGCACUGCUGUUUCAGGUGCGUGAAACAGCCAACGAGCCAAACUCAAGUCUCGUCUUUGCCAGAUGUGCCAAAACACAUCCUCUCCUUAAGGAUUUUUUUUUUUUUUUUUGGCUUGGGUGUCUUAAGUUAAAAUGCCUCUUUUUUCUGUUUACUUGUCUUAUGUUAAAGUUAAGGCACAAUAAAAGGGAUGUUUGGACAUACAGCUCAAUGUGCCCUUAGAUGCAGCUUCACCUUUUUUGCCACGUUUUCUUCUUCGUUAGUCGUUGCAGGUGCGUGCGGCACGUUGUACUUUCACAGUCAUCACGAAGCUUCGCUGUUCAGUAUAUUAUGCGUAUGUGUUCUGUAGAUUGUCAGCUGUUGUAUUGCAUUUCCCACAUCUUGCUCAUGUGCUUGUUGGGAAAACAAGGGUGAAUGAUUAAUGUAUAUAAAAGUCAGUUCAGUCUGCAGUGAAAAUCUCACACACUCAUGCUCACGCUGUGCUGGAAACCUUCACAGCUGCUGCUCCCAGUCCUGAGUGAGUCCUGUGUGCGCUUUAGCCUUAGACAUUUCAGGCCAAAACGCCUCGAUCGUUGCCUCUUUGGCCCUAUAACGCUCCUCAUCUUCCUCCUCUUCCUCCUCCUGCUGGACUGGACUGUGAAAGAAGAAGAAGAGGAGAGGAGCGCAGCUACAGUUCACACUCUCACCUGGUCUGUCUGCUGUCAUCCCUGUGCUGUGUGGCUCUCAGCGAGCUGUGUUCCCAUUUGCUGUAUUUUGCUGUGAGUUGAGUGGCACCUUUUGCUGUUUUGAACCUGGUGACGUGUUCAUGUCAUUAAUAUGAGUGCCCCUGACCGAGAUUACCAGCAGCCAUGUUGGUACUGUAUGUUGACUUAGAGUAAUCCCUCAAUGUCUGGUGUUAUUUGCAUGUGAUCAGGGCGGGAAAUGAACGCCAGCCAGCAAAUGUCAAACAAAAAAAAAAAAAAAAAGUGGCUGUGGAUCAUUAUUUUAUCUUCAGUUCAUUUUGGCAGAUUUAUAAGCUCAGAAAUCAUCACAAGGUCCACUUACAUUU
Molecule: messenger RNA, 5442 nt
Organism: Toxotes jaculatrix (banded archerfish)
Lineage: Eukaryota; Metazoa; Chordata; Actinopteri; Toxotidae
Product: protein FAM126B-like
Exons: 13
Coding region: 684-2513 (609 amino acids)
Biological process (GO): protein localization to plasma membrane; phosphatidylinositol phosphate biosynthetic process
Cellular component (GO): plasma membrane
Source: RefSeq, a predicted model, not a curated record